Messenger RNA from Papilio polytes (common Mormon), 2879 nucleotides. Its product is annotated as MOXD1 homolog 1-like. The coding region runs from base 288 to 2474 and encodes 728 amino acids. The record is from RefSeq and is a predicted model, not a curated record. Gene Ontology annotation, molecular function: dopamine beta-monooxygenase activity; copper ion binding. Gene Ontology annotation, cellular component: secretory granule membrane. The transcript has 13 exons. Gene Ontology annotation, biological process: norepinephrine biosynthetic process; octopamine biosynthetic process; dopamine catabolic process. NCBI's taxonomy places the organism in Eukaryota, Metazoa, Arthropoda, Insecta, Lepidoptera, Papilionidae.
UGCGAGUCAGUUCAGUUGAGCGCUGGCCGCCAUAGAAGUGAUUGUGUUUACGCGCAUGCGCUGUGCGACAUAACCUUAAAUGAACUGUCAUAUUUACGCACGUAAAUAAACAAGUGAAUUAAAUUGUUUAGUGCAAUAAUUACAAGUUAGCGUUUUAUAUUUUUGUAUUACACAUUUCAUGAAUAUUCCCAAGGAAUGGUGACAUUUCAGUGAAAAAAACUUGUGCAAGGAAUUCGCGAUUGUGAAUAUUUUUAAAGUGAUGAUCACAAACGACAGAGCUUCAUAAAAUGAAACUCCGACUCCUAUUAGCGUUAAGCGCUUUUUUACUGUGCGACGCUAAACUGGCCGGAUUAAAGCAGAUCAUUCCAUCCAACGAGCUACCGCCAAACCCAACGCAGAACACACAAGCGCUAAAAUUGCUGCAAUUUGAUACAAAAAAUGCGAAAACGAGACGUAUAACAGAUCAAUACAAAGUGCGACAACGACGAGAAGUUUUCGAUUCAAAAUCGUACGAAUCGAGUUUGACGUGGGCGCAUUCGGAGAGACUCGAUGAAAACGGAGACGCAGUACUACGAUGGGUGAAUUCAGAUUCGAGUAUCACGUUCCGUCUAGAAGCGAGAACCCGUGGUUAUGUCGGCUUAGGCUUUAACAAGGGGCGUAAUAUGAGAGGGGCGGAUUUGGUGGUCGCCUGGGUGGACGACAGGAAUGGCAACGCUCAAAUUUUGGACUGCCACGGGCUGGAAUUCGAAGACCGGGCUGUGGCUGACGACGUGCAGAACUACGAGCUGAUAUCAGGCUAUCAAAAUGACACGCACACAACUAUAGAGUUCCGAAGAUUGCUCGACACAUGCGAUAGACAGGACUUUGUUAUUGGUGAGGAUACUACGCAAAUCCUAUGGGCGCUAGGUCCGCCCGGAUCAGAUGGGCAGUUACCCAAACAUGUGCAAAGUGGAAGCAGACCUUUACGACUUCUACAACCAUUGUCCAAACCUGAUGAUGCAUCAUUGAUGCAGUGGGAUGUUAGAUUACGUGAUUUAAAAAUACCUCACGUAAUGGCAACAUUAUUUUGGUGUAAAAUUUUCAAAGCACCUGAAUUACCUAAGAAACAUCAUAUGGUUGGCUACGAGCCUAUCAUAGAUAGCAGGCCGAUAAAGAACGGUAGACCAGUGUUGGAGAAGAACAGUCUAUCUCCAGUACAUCAUAUGGUGCUUUAUGAAUGUGCGGAGGACCCUGAUGAUUACGCAUGGAACGAAUGGUCCAAAGGCGAUGGGUACUACGGGCCUAAUAAACCUUCGGAAUGGGCGAUCUGUGCUACUCCAGUCGCAGCUUGGGCUAUGGGAUCUAAAGGAGAAUUCCUUCCUGAAAACGUAGGCAUUCCGAUUGGCAAGCGAGGAGGUGCCAGCUUCUACAUGCUUGAAGUUCAUUAUGAUAAUCAAGCGCUACACGAAGUACUGGAUAGUUCAGGCAUACGUGUGCACUACACGCCGCGAGUGCGAGCGCACGACGCCGCGCUGCUCGGCGCGGGCAUUGGCGUCUCCGCACUGCACGUCAUACCGCCCAAACAGCGACACUACCGUACUGUCGGUAUAUGCGGCUCUGAAUGCACUAACACGAUGAUUCCUGAUGAUGGUAUUACUAUAGUAUCCGUUCUCCUGCACGCGCACGGCACAGCGAAAAAAAUUUCAUUGAAACAUAUCAGAGGCAACAAUGAGCUACCUAGAGUUUCUGAGGAAAAUUCGUAUGACGCUCGCUACCAACAGUCACGAAUUGUUCCUGGCGGUAGAAAGUUUUUAAAAGGAGACACAUUGAUAACCGAGUGUACUUACGACAGUACUGGAAGAGACAAGCCGAUAUUAGGAGGAUAUUCUGCAACGCAGGAGAUGUGCUUAUCGUUCGUGCUAUACUACCCUCGCACACCACUCGCCGGCUGCUACUCAAUGACACCCGCUAAGGAGUUCUUUGAGACGUUCGGUGUCAGGGAGUUCUACGGUGUCGACAUGACGCAAGUCGAGAACACAUUCCUGUCAUCAUCAUAUGUAGAAUACCCGAAUCUACCUUCAGAUCAAGGGAAGGAGUCAGAAGAAGGCGGUAUGCAAGGAGAUGACCAAGGCGUUGGAUUUAUGAAAGAGUUAGUGAUAAAAGAACCAUUGGAGUUCGGCAACAAGUCGUUCAUGGCGCAUUUAAACGAGAUGCCGUGGUCGGAGCCGCUGCUCACGGAACAGAUAGAGAAGACGCUGUACAGCGGCCUGCAUAUGACCUUCUGUAAAAAGAACGAUGACUCCUGGGGAGCGCCGGUUCAGAUACAAACAUAUCCGAAUUUCACCGAACUAACGAACAACGAUACAUCGGAAAAGUCCUGCAACUAUAAAAGCGUGCUGUUACCCUCCGUUACCAAAACGAAUGCAGCGAACAAACUGUCAAUUAGUUUAUCCGCCAUCUUGAUGACGUCAUUAAAAUGGCUGAUUGCGCGGUAAUAUUAAAUGAGCCACUAUUUUUGUUUUCGUUUUAAGUUGUUUUUAUUAUCAAGAUCUUCAUAUUUAAAAGUCAGGGCAUUUUUGUUAUUCGUUUGGAAUUUUCGUUACAAAAACCGAUUUUUUGUUUGUAUGAAAUAUGAUAGGUUAUGUUUUAAAUUGUACUGGAAUAUUUUUUCUUUUUUUUUACUUUAUUCUAAGUCAAUGGUAUGGGAGAGUGAGAGUUUUUUUUGUAACGAAAAUUUUGAUCGAUUUUACAUAAAAUAUACAGUAUAGCUAUUUUAAAUUAGUAUUAUAUGGCCAAAUUUGUAACAAAAGUUGUAUUCAUAGCAUUUGUAUAGUUUAUUAUUCAAUAAUAAGCAAUCCUUAGCUCAGUAUGAUCACAUUUAAAGCAUUUAUUGUUUUUUU